Molecule: messenger RNA, 752 nt
Organism: Charadrius vociferus (killdeer)
Lineage: Eukaryota; Metazoa; Chordata; Aves; Charadriiformes; Charadriidae
Product: serum response factor-binding protein 1-like
Exons: 2
Source: RefSeq, a predicted model, not a curated record
AUGAAUGCUGCUGUAAAAGCUUUUAAGGAGGCAAGAAAGAACCCAGCCAAAAACACUCCUUCGAAAAAGGCAAAGUCAGAAGAACAGCCUAAAUCAGCGCAACGUUUUGAUAGCAAUUUGGAUGACCAAGCUCUUAAACCAGCUCAAAAACAGCAAGGAAGUGAACACAAAACAAAAAUGAGUAUGAAAAUAGAAACUGACAGGGUGGCUGAAGAACUUUGUGAGAAUGAAGUUAAGCAGAAAACUGUGGAAAUGGAGAGACCCUAUGCUCCAGAAGAAUCUUCAUUUCAGGCAGUAGAAAUGCAAGCAGUCACUCAGAAUAAAACAGGAAGGAAACUUGGCUACCAAAAAAAGAAAGAAAAUAUGAGCAUGAACAAAUUGAAUGCCAUUAAAAAAAAAAUUAAUGAUGAUAGUGACCAGGAACAUCCUAAUGAAGAGGAGUACUUUGAUGAUAGUACUGAAGAGAGGUUUUAUAACCAGUCAUCAGAUUCUGACAGUGACAGCAAUGAUGAUUUCUUCAUUGGCAAAGUAAAAAGAAAGAAAAAUGUAGCAGCAGUUACUGGUCUUUCUUUAGCAAUAGAAGAGGAUAGACUUCAGAAAAACAUAGUGAAGAAAGAAAAGAACACAGUGCCUGGGAAAGCGCAAGAUUUGAUCACAGAAGAAGGAAAGCCACAUGCAAAAGCAAGCAGGCUAGAAUCAGUGUUCUGCAGUUCCUUGUCUACCUCUAAUCAGAAAUCUCAACACAGAAAAAG